Stegastes partitus (bicolor damselfish) is the source of this 2382-nucleotide messenger RNA. RefSeq names its product serine protease 23-like. The record is from RefSeq and is a predicted model, not a curated record. Gene Ontology annotation, molecular function: serine-type endopeptidase activity. The transcript has 2 exons. Lineage: Eukaryota; Metazoa; Chordata; Actinopteri; Pomacentridae. Bases 295 to 1515 code for a protein of 406 amino acids. Gene Ontology annotation, biological process: proteolysis.
ACUCCUCGUCUGCGGAUGACACACUUUGAGCUCCGGCAGACAGGAGAUCUCCUCCUCCAGCAGCGCACAAUGAUCCAACUCCUCCGCUGUCGACCCGGCUGCUUCUUUUGGACGACUCCAGGCUGUCACGGAUCAACUCAAGUCAGCAGUUCUUGAGAAGAGAAGUCAAAGGGGACGACUGGUGUCUAUUUACAGCAGGAAAUCAGUCGAACUUCUUUCUUAGGCUCUGUGUGCUCUGAAUUGAGGGGCUUUCCCUCCGUGUUCAGCCGACAGCUCACCUGCAGACGCCAGACCAUGCGCUCCCGGGCUGCGCUCCCCCGGUUUCCCGCCCUCCUGUUUCUCCUUGUCCUUUCACCUGUUUCUUCCUCCUCCUCCUCCUCCUCCUCCCGACCUCAGUGGGUUCUGCAGCGUGUCCCAGUGGUCCUCCCCCAGCAGACAGAGACUCGACCGGCCCCUCACUUUCUUACUCAGGCCCGCUUGGAUGUCAGCUCCCCCUGUGACCCAGAAUGCCACAAGAAAGCCCCUCGCCCGAGCUACUGGGACCUGCGAAGUCUCCUGGCCUAUGAGACCCUCCACUCUGAUGGUCAGCUCACUGAGACCGCGAUCGGGAUCUAUGGCUACAACCCCAGUUCUAACACCAGUCCAGCCUACCCCUCCGGGCCAUCCGAAAAGGCUAAGAGGUCACAUGUAAGGAGAAAGCGACAGAUCUUUGGCCAUGAUGGGCGUUUUAGCAUCGCCGGGCAGGACUUCCUGCUGAAAUAUCCAUUCUCAGUGGCUGUCAAACUGUCCACUGGGUGUUCUGGUACACUGGUGGGAGACCGCCACGUUCUCACAGCUGCUCAUUGUGUUCAUGAUGGUAAAAACUACGUGAAGGGAGCCCAGAAGCUCCGGGUUGGAUUUUUAAAACCCAAGCAACGAGAUGCACAGCAUUCUUCCUUUUACCUUCCUUCCAACUUUACCAACCACGUUGAAGGUGGCCCUGCUCCCUACGCCCCACCCACCAAUGACAAAAUGAAGUUCCAGUGGAUCAGGGCCAAGCGCACCCAUGUUCCAAAAGGAUGGAUUAAAGGGAACGCCAAUGACAUUGGGAUGGACUACGACUACGCUUUGCUUGAACUCAAGAAGGCCCACAAACGCCGCCACAUGAAGUUAGGAGUCAGUCCUCCGGCUCAGAGGCUGCCUGGUCGACGGGUUCACUUCUCAGGAUUUGAUAAUGACCGUCCAGGACAGCUGGUGUAUCGGUUCUGUCGGGCCGGUGAGGAGACGUCCGACCUGUUGUACCAGCACUGUGAUGCUCAACCCGGGGCCAGCGGCUCAGGAGUCUACGCCCGGAUGUGGGACGGACGGCGUCGUCGCUGGGAGCGGAAGGUGAUAGGUGUGUUUUCCGGGCAUCAGUGGGUGGAGCGACAAGGGGCGUCUCAGGAAUUUAAUGUAGCGGUGAGAAUCACGCCUCUCAAAUACGCUCAGAUCUGCUACUGGAUAAAAGGAAACUUUGUGGACUGCAGAGAAGGAUGAGGAGAAUGCGGAUCAAACAGGGGUGAAGCUACAAAACCGCCAACCAACUACACAUUGUUCUGGAAUAUUUGAAACACAAGAAGCCACACUUUUCAGCUCACUACCUGUAGCACUGACAAAAUGUCAAUAUAAAUAUCUAAAUUUUGUUUGACUCCCCUGUUCUCAGAUGCCAAUAUCAGUACAGAUGAGACACAAAUCCAGCAAUGGAUGCUAAAUUAUGUGAACAUGGCAUUUUGUUUUUGUGUAAUUUGUAUCUUCACUUACAUUUCCAAAAUAUGAAAAAGGUUCUGCUUCUUGAAACCUUCAUCUGGAUAACCAAGUUAUCUUCAAGCACCUCCAUUCUGGAAAUAUGGAAUGAUGGAGUAAGACAGAGAGAGACCGUUUCUCUACUCAUUAUAGCCUUUUUUUUUAUUGAGCUAAUACUAAAGAUUGCACUGUUAAAACUUUUUCUACUGAAAAUGGUGUUUGCGGAUGAAUGUACAAGUCAGCUACCAAAGUUGCCCACUGUUUCUUUCCAAACUCUUCUCUCUGUGGACACACUAGUCAUCUACAAGCAUAGUGUACUAAAGUUAAAAUGAAAAAAAAGUUUUGAAAGAGUAUUCAACUUGUUAUACAGGUUGGUGCUUAAUGACUGCAUUUGUCUCCUGCCAAGGGUGCGGAUUUCUGGUUCCAUGAAGCAUCAUUUGUUGAAUGUUCUUUAUUGCUUAGUGCCAUCUGGUGGCUACAUAAAACACUGCAGGUGUCCACAAUAAGCAUUAUGCCAACUUUGCCUAGGCUUACAUAAGCACUUUUUACUUUCUCUUAUUUGUGAUGUUUCUUAAACGGAAAGCUGUGGUGGAUUUGAUGAAAUAUAUGCUUUGAAAAAGG